Suillus plorans is the source of this 990-nucleotide messenger RNA. RefSeq lists its product as uncharacterized. The record is from RefSeq and is a predicted model, not a curated record. NCBI's taxonomy places the organism in Eukaryota, Fungi, Basidiomycota, Agaricomycetes, Boletales, Suillaceae. Gene Ontology annotation, molecular function: nuclear export signal receptor activity. Bases 1 to 990 code for a protein of 329 amino acids. The transcript has 9 exons.
AUGCCUGUCUGGCCUAUCCUCGGCGAUGUCUUUAAUGACCUUUCUCCACCCAGUAGUCCAGAUUCUAACAGCGAGCGUCAUCCUAAUUCUCUCCUCACCGUCCCAGACAUCGACCGCAAUGGUUGUCUUGCCACUUGGAAUCCCAUUAAUGUCAGCUCAAUUGCUACUCCAUUUAUUCUCCCGACACCGCAACGCAGUCUCGUUUUCGUUUUCCCCGGUUCUGCGUUCAAUUGCUUGCUUGGUUGCUUGACGACUCUAGAGCUUUGGACGUCCUACACGAUUCAGUUUGGUGAUUUCCAAACACUUUGCUCCCAGGUCCCGUCAUACACCUGGUCCAAUCUCUUUUGUCGCCAGUUACAAACAAAUGAUGCAAGGGUCUUGACCGGUCUAUCUCAAUUCGCCGCCUCCGCCUGGCGCUUUGAUUCACUUCACUGGGAGGCGCAAAGCAGCAGCGGGCCCACGGAUGUUCUUCGUCUCUUAACUCUUCCCUUCCAGUCAACUACAUCCGGGUCCUCGCUUAUCCAGGGCUCAGCUGCCUUGGUUUGGCUUACUGCCAUCGAGGCUGGUCUCGUGGCUAGAUUAUCUGAUGGACUACCGAAUAACGCUCAAAAGAAGUCCCUUGCUCACAAUUUUAUCAAGUGGGAUUCAUUGACGGCUCAAGCGGCGCAGAAUAUGGAUGUCCUAAGCAACCUUGAUAAUAUCAAAAUUUUAUCUAAUGUCCUCAAGACAAACGUGUCUGCCUGUGCAUCUAUUGGCAGCUUCUACCUGCCUCAGGUGGGGCGGGUCAUGUUGGGUCUGUACAAGGCAGUCAGCGGCAUCAUCAGCGAGACGGUAGCUCGGGAAGCUAACCCCCAAUCAUUAGGGACCAUUGCCACUAAGACGCCAAAGAUACGGCGGUUGCGCACCGUUAAGAAGGAGAUCUUGAAACUGAUGGAGCGGUAUAUCAAGAAGGCUGAGGAUCUUGACAUUCAAAUAUAUAUUUACAUGUGA